Messenger RNA from Balaenoptera musculus (blue whale), 5466 nucleotides. RefSeq names its product ERCC excision repair 5, endonuclease (gene ERCC5). The transcript has 15 exons. Gene Ontology annotation, biological process: nucleotide-excision repair. NCBI's taxonomy places the organism in Eukaryota, Metazoa, Chordata, Mammalia, Artiodactyla, Balaenopteridae. The coding region runs from base 1885 to 5349 and encodes 1154 amino acids. Gene Ontology annotation, cellular component: nucleus. Gene Ontology annotation, molecular function: DNA endonuclease activity; single-stranded DNA binding. The record is from RefSeq and is a predicted model, not a curated record.
GGUUUAUGUCAAAGAGUGUAAAAAAAAAGAAUUUUAAGCUGGAACGCUCAACCCUGGCUGAGAAUUGGCACUACCUGUGAUUAACUAAAAAAAAAAAAAAAAAGUCCGAUCUCAAUCUCUAUGAUUUAGAAUUUUAGGUGUACCUAUGUUUAGCAAUCUGUGUUUCAAAAUCUUCAUAUCUGGUUUCAAAGGACGGCAGAGUUGAGAGCUACGGAUCUGAAAUUAUAUUUUUCUCAUUGAUUAUAACAUUUGAAGGAAUGGGCUAAGUAGAAACUUACUCCAUCUGAUACAACGGUGUAGCAACCAGAAACAAGCCAAUUAGAAAUAUUUACCCAGUAACAACACCAUUGACCCAAUACAGAGCUAAGCCAAUGCCAGAUCCUACUUCCAGGAUGGAUCCUUUUCUGACCACUUCUCAUCCUCCUCACCACUGCGUUCUGCUUUCAGUCGGGCUGUUGUAACUAGUUUAAAGCUGGCUUCCUUAUAGUUUAUUCCUCACAUGUCCACUGGGGUGCUCCUUCAGUCACAUUCUAGAAACCUUUCAGUGACUAUAUACACCCAUCACUUCCUCUUACUGCUCCUCUGGCCGUGCACCUGCCAUGUUGUCCUUAAACGGAAGCCUGCUUCUGUCCCAGGGCGUUUGCAUUUGCUGUACCUCCUGCCCCACUGUUUUCUCCCUCGUUCCUCUUGUUCAUUCGUUCAGGGCUCCGUUACUUCUUCCGAUAGGACUUCCCUAACUAAAGAGCUAUUGACCGCCAGUCACACUUUUGUCCUUUUACUCUGCUCUAUUUCUUUCUUGGCACUUACCAGCAACCUAAUGUAUUAGACGUCUAUACUUGAUUUUCAUUGUCUUCCCCAUUAGAAUGCAAGUUUCUCAGGGGUAGGGGCCCUAUCUGUUUUGUUCAUAGCUGUAUUGUUCACUGUUCUAUCCCUAGGAUCUUGUAUAUGCCUGGCACCUAGUAGCCCUCAGAUAUUAUAGGAAUGAAUCUAGUAAUAGCUUGCUCUCCACUAGUUAUUUUUUAUGUAAUGUUUAUUAAGUUAAUUGUUGAUGGGCCUAAUUUUUUAUGGUAGUAACUAGGUAAUGUACAUUCAUUUAAAUAUUUAAGCAUUCAUCUCAUUUGAAAGCAGGUCUUUGUUGCCUCUUGUGUGCUCUGAGAGGGAGAGCAGUGCCCAGCAGUGUGGUUUACACAUGUCGUGGAGCUCACAGUCUGGAUUUCCCCCGCACUGGUUGUGAACUCCAUUAGGGCAAACGCUUUGUUUUGUCCAGUACUGUAUCCCCAGUGCGUAGAAACAUUUCUGCUAUUAAAUAAGCAAGGUGUUUUUGAAUAGGAGUGUGUAACUGGAGGUCUUAAUCUCGGCUGAGGGCGUGACCCCUAGAGUGAGACCUAAGAGUAGGGGAUCUCUAGGCUCAGAGAGGGAGGGGCUCUUUCAGGCUGGGGAAGGAGCAAGGAGGAGACCCUGGAGGCAGGAAGGAGCUUAGCGAUUUCCAGGUUUUGAGAGAAGCCCAGUGGCUCGACCUGAGCCAGGAGAGGUGAACAGAGGACGGAUCAUUCAGGGUUCGUAGACCGUGGGAAGGACUUUUGGAUAUUAUUCUAAAGGCAGUGGGAGCUUUCCAAGGGUUUUCACUACAGGUCUGUCGGUGAAAUCUAACAUAACAGUUUCAAGAUAGAUUAAAAGGUAGAACUGAUAGGACCUGGCAAUGGCUGGGUGGAGGCGUACAUGGGAUGGCGCUCAGGGUUCUGUCUUGGGUGGAUGGGAGUGACAUCCACUGAAAUGGGGGCGUGAGCAGCCUGGUGAGAAGAUACGGAGUUCAGUUUUGAUCGUGAUAUUAGCAUCUGGUUAAACCAAGCACUUAAAGGAGUUCGGGAUCGCCACGGGAACUCAAUGGAAAAUGCUCAUCUUCUUACUUUGUUCCAUCGGCUCUGCAAACUCUUAUUUUUUCGAAUUCGCCCUGUUUUUGUGUUUGAUGGGGACGCUCCACUACUGAAGAAACAGACGCUGGCUAAAAGAAGGCAGAGAAAGGACUUGGCAACCACUGACUCCAAAAAAACUACCGAGAAGCUUUUGAAAACAUUUUUGAAAAGACAAGUUAUCAAAACUGCCUUAAAAAGCAAAAGGGAGGAAGCACUUCCCAGUCUUACUCAAGUUCAAAGAGAAGAUGACAUCUAUGUUUUGCCACCUUUACAAGAGGCAGAGAAAAAUAGUUCAGAAGAGGAGGAUGAAAAAGAAUGGCAAGAGAGAAUGAAUCAAAAACAGGCAUUACAGGAGGUGUUCUUUCAGAAUCCUCAUGCAGUAGAUAUUGAGUCUGAAGACUUUAGCAGCCUGCCCCCUGAAAUAAAGCAUGAAAUCUUGACUGAUAUGAAAGAAUUUACCAAGCGGAGAAGAACAUUAUUUGAAGCAAUGCCGGAGGAGUCCAAUGACUUUUCACAGUACCAGCUCAAAGGCUUGCUUAAAAAAAACUAUCUAAACCAACACAUAGAAAAUGUCCAAAAGGAAAUGAAUCAACAACAUUCAGGACAAAUCCAAAGGCAAUAUGAAGAUGAAGGAGGCUUUUUGAAGGAGGUAGAGUCAAGGAGGGUGGUCUCUGAAGAUACUUCACAUUACAUCUUGAUUAAAGGUAUUCAAGCGAAGAAAGUUGCAGAAGUGGAUUCAGAGUCUCUUCCUUCAUGCAGUGAAAUGCACAGCAGGUCUUCUGACUUGAAGUCAUCUCCGUGUGAAAAGCUGGAGCCAAAGGAAGAGCCUGACGCCUCCCCUCCUUCCCCGAGAACCUUACUGGCCGUGCAGGCGGCCCUGCUGGGCGGCAGCUCAGAAGAUGAGCCGGAGAGUGAGACCUGCAGGCUGCGCCAUGAGAGGCGACCACCCGCCAUCGCCCGUGCGGGUUCUGUGUCGCCGCUGACUCUCUUGGCCAUUCAGAGAGCUCUCGAUGACGAUGAUGAAGACAUGACAGUGCAUGCCAGGAGCGACGUGCGGACAGGAGGGGCAGGCGCGAGAAAACCGAAACCGCUCCAGAGCAGUUCUGAUGAGGAGACUGAGGCAGGACCUAAAAUGAGAGACGGGGAAGGAGCGCCGUUGGCAGCAGCGUCUCACGCAGCCAGUGUGAGCCUCGCAGAGGAGCCUGUGACCAGCGCUGAUGCCGAAAAAGAGCGGACAGAAUCGGCUCACUUACCGAGGACUGCCUUUUGUCAAGGCAGCGACUCUAGCGUGCCAAAAGAGCAGAUGCCGUCUAUUCCCCCGGUGAAGGAAGCCUUUCAGACAAGCGAUGAGGCUGCAGUUAAGGAUGGAAAAGACCCAGUUCCUUUGGAAAACACUGUGGUGCUACCCAGGGAUGCACCUGGGCUCCAGAGCGGACCAGAGCGGAUACCGACACCUCCGGCAAGUCCAAGUUCCGUGUCAAGGAGUGGAACGUAUACCAAAGUGCUUGAGCUACGGCAAGGUCUUCUUCUUCCACCUGAGAGUAAACAUGACACCUCUGUUCUUUCAAGUGAUGACGAAACAGAAUCUGAAAAAAACCCUGCUCCUGAAGGCACCGUCAGUUUGCAAGAAUCGAGUGAUACGCUAAGUGUCCCUUUAGAGACAAUAAGUGACUUAGGAAACGUGACAUCUGUUAAUGCCAAAGAGCAUGAGAAUUUCUUGAAAACCAUCCAAGAACAUGAGACCGUUGAAUCUGCAGGCCAGGGUUUAAUUUCAGUUCCAGCGUCCAUGGAACCAACGGAAACAGACUCUGAAGAAAGUGAAUCUGACGGAAGUUUCAUUGAAGUACAGAGUAUAAAUAGCAGUGAUGAACUUCAAGCUGAGUUACACGAAGCUUCCAGACCUCCCUCUGGACAAGGUGAAGAGGAACCAGUAGGAACUGAGAAGCAAGAAGCCACAGGUGACUCCCAGGGCCUCCCGAGAGACAACUCUGAGAGGGAGGCCGUGGACAUUGAGCCACCUGAAGAAACUGAAAAAGACGCAGACGACUUGCUCAACGAAUGGCAAGAUGUUGACCUGGAGGAGCUGGAGACGCUGGAGAGCAACCUUUUAACACAGCAGAAUUCACUGAAAGCUCAAAAACAGCAGCAAGAACGGGUCGCCGCUACUGUGACGGGACAGAUGUUCCAGGAAAGCCAGGAACUUCUUCGCCUGUUCGGCAUCCCCUACAUCGAGGCUCCCAUGGAAGCAGAAGCUCAGUGCGCCAUCCUGGAUCUGACUGAUCAAACUUCCGGAACGAUCACUGACGACAGUGACAUUUGGCUGUUCGGAGCACGGCAUGUCUAUAAAAACUUUUUUAAUAAAAACAAGUUUGUAGAAUAUUACCAGUAUGUGGACUUUCACAACCAAUUAGGAUUGGACCGGAACAAAUUAAUAAAUUUGGCCUAUUUGCUUGGAAGUGAUUAUACAGAAGGAAUACCAACUGUAGGUUGUGUUACAGCCAUGGAAAUUCUCAAUGAAUUCCCUGGACAUGGCCUGGAACCUCUCCUAAGAUUCUCCGAGUGGUGGCAUGAAGCUCAAAAGAAUAAGAAGAUAAGACCCAAUCCUUAUGACACCAAAGUGAAAAAAAAGUUACGCAAGUUGCAGCUCACGCCUGGCUUCCCUAACCUGGCCGUGGCGGACGCUUACCUCAAGCCUGUGGUGGAUGAGUCCAAGGGCUCGUUUCUGUGGGGCAAACCCGAUCUCGACAAGAUUAGAGAAUUUUGUCAGCGGUAUUUUGGCUGGAACAGGAUGAAGACAGAUGAAUCUCUGCUUCCUGUAUUAAAGCAACUGAAUGUCCAGCAGACGCAGCUCCGAAUUGAUUCUUUCUUUAGGUUAGCUCAACAGGAGAAACAGGAGGCUAAGGGUAUUAAGAGCCAGAGACUUAACAGAGCUGUGACAUGUAUGCUGAGAAAAGAAAGAGACGAAGCAGCCAGUGAAAUAGAAGCAGUCUCUGUUGCCAUGGAGAAAGACUCUGAGUUCCUCGAUGAGGCAAAAGGAAAAACCCAGAAGAGAGGCACAACCAACACAUGGAAAGAGUCAUCCAGCCCGAAAAGAAAGAGGCUUUCGGAUUCUAAACGGGGGCACGAAUGUGGUGGGUUUUUGGGGGAGGCCUACCUCUCGCAGUCAUCCGAUGCCUCUUCAGGUGGGGAUGAGGAAUAUUUCCCUGUAGCGAACGUGCAAAGGGGAAAAGCAGCCGUAGAGUCAACAGUCAGCUCUGCAGGUGCACAGAGCACAGCGCGGCCUGCUCCCCGGAGAGACGGAGGUGCCGCCACGAGCAGCUCCAGCGAUGACGGCGGGGAGAAGGCAGAGCCCGUCCUGGUCACCGCCAGGUCUGUGUUCGGGAAGAAAGAGGGGAAACGGAGAAGUACGACGAGAGGAAGGAAGAGGAAAAUCUAAAGACGCCUAAAUACACAUGUAUCCUCUCUAACUGGGUACAGCUUAACAUUUCGUCAUGAAUUUGUUGUGAGGAAAUAAUAAAAUUCAGAGUAUUUGCACAGUCUUUGUUGUGUGGUU